UAUAAUUCUCAUCUCUAGUAUAAGAGGGUUAAUCAGUAAGUAAAAGAAAAAGAAAAAGAAAAAAUGGCAGGGUUAAUAGACAAAGCGAAGGAGUUUGUAGCGGAGAAAAUAGCAGAUAUACCAAUACCAGAAGCAAGCAUAGAAGAUGUGGGUCUUAAGGGAGUUGGCAAAGAUGGUGUCACCUACAACGCUAUUGUUGCGAUAAUGAAUCCUUAUUCUCUAUCUGUUCCCAUUUCUGAGGUCUCCUACGUCCUUAAAUGUGAUGGAAGGGUGAUAUUGUCUGGAAACAUGCCAGACCCUGGAUCAAUAGCAGGAAAGGAGACGACAAAACUGGAUAUUUCAAUGAAGGUACCACAUAGCAUCAUUGUGAGCUUGGUGAGGGAUAUUUUUAGGGAUUGGGACAUUGAUUAUGAGCUUGAAUUGGGUUUAAUCGUUGAUCUUCCAGUCAUUGGAAACUUCACUAUUCCCCUUUCUUGUAAGGGAGAACUCAAGCUUCCUUCCAUCAAAGACUUCUUUGGCGGAGGAGAUGACGAGGAUAAGAAGGAUUAAAUCUCUUUAAGUUGAUGUUUGAAUGAUAAAACACACUUUUUUGUGCCUCAUUUCAUUUUGUUUUCAACCUUUAUUUUUCUUAACAGACUAAUGUUGUCAGAAUGGCGAUCAAUUAAAUAGUUAUGAUCAAUUUUAUUUUUAUAAGUUUUUUUUUUUAAUCCAUAUGAGAGUACAAAGAAUGGGAGGGAGGAUUCGACCUUGUGAGUUGUGACGCAUCGGUCACAGCACCUCAAUAUUAAGUUAUUAACCACUACGUCAAAACAUCUUUGAUUUUACAGUUUUAUAAGUGGUAUUGAUGAGGAUGAACAUAGAUAAUCAUGUUUAAGUUUUAGUAGGUGAUAUUCAUUAUUACCUCGUAUCAAAUUUCAUCUACACAUAACACAUUCCCUUUGUCCUUCUCUCUACACCUUAAGAAAAACGAUAGAAAAAGUGGAGAACAUAGCGCACAUAUGCAUACCAUUUACUAGCUUUAACAAUUUUCACAUGGUAUUAAUAAUG
Beta vulgaris subsp. vulgaris (sugar beet) is the source of this 1047-nucleotide messenger RNA. Its product is annotated as desiccation-related protein PCC27-45. Bases 64 to 549 code for a protein of 161 amino acids. The transcript is spliced from 2 exons. The record is from RefSeq and is a predicted model, not a curated record. Gene Ontology annotation, cellular component: cytosol. Gene Ontology annotation, biological process: response to desiccation. Lineage: Eukaryota; Viridiplantae; Streptophyta; Magnoliopsida; Caryophyllales; Amaranthaceae.